UUCGGCGCUGGCCAUGCAACGUCUUCUGAUUCUCCUUCUGCUGAUUGGCGCUGCAAGGAAGCAUUAUGCCCUUCAGUACAACGAGACCAUUGACUUGCAGAAGUUGGCCAAAAUAGCGCUGCCUGUGGCUCAUCAAACCCGCGUCAUUGGCGGCCGAGUGACCACCAACGAGAAACUGGGCGGCUACCUAAUGGCAAUUCGGUACCACAAUAACUUCAUCUGUGGCGGCACUCUAAUCCACGAACUAAUUGUUCUGACGGCGGCGCACUGUUUUGAAGGCCGAGGACUAACUGAGGCCUGGAGUGUGGAUGGCGGCAUCUCCAGACUUAGCGACGAUGGCACUCGCCGUCAAGUUAGGCGCAUCAUCAAGUCGGCCCAGUUUAAAAUGGCCACCAUGAACAUGGACGUGGCUGUGAUGCUGCUGAAACGGCCCAUGGUGGGUAGAAAUAUCAAAACUCUAUCCUUGUGCACUACGCCCUUGACGCCUGGAAAGAUCCUGGUCGUUUCCGGCUGGGGCAUGACCCAUCCGGACAGCGAUGGUCCCAACCACAUGCUGCGAACGGUAUUAGUGCCUGUGAUUGAGAAGAGAGGUUGCCGCGACGUCUAUCGGGACACAGUUGCCAUAUCGGAUAGCAUGUUUUGCGCUUCAGUUUUGGGAAAAAAGGACGCUUGCACCUACGAUUCGGGAGGUCCUUUGGUUUACAAGAAGCAAGUCUGCGGCAUUGUGUCUUUUGGGAUCGGAUGUGCCAGCAGGCGCUAUCCCGGCGUCUAUACAGAUGUUCACUACGUAAAGCCUUUCAUUGAGAAAAGCGUUAAAUUUUUGCUGGCCCUUUAAAGCAGAGCGCCAAAAUAAACCUUAAACACUAAGGUACCGCAGUA
Drosophila erecta is the source of this 879-nucleotide messenger RNA. RefSeq names its product seminase. The record is from RefSeq and is a predicted model, not a curated record. Bases 14 to 835 code for a protein of 273 amino acids. The transcript is spliced from 2 exons. NCBI's taxonomy places the organism in Eukaryota, Metazoa, Arthropoda, Insecta, Diptera, Drosophilidae. Gene Ontology annotation, molecular function: serine-type endopeptidase activity. Gene Ontology annotation, biological process: proteolysis.